Messenger RNA from Toxorhynchites rutilus septentrionalis, 5770 nucleotides. RefSeq names its product solute carrier family 22 member 21-like. Gene Ontology annotation, cellular component: membrane. Gene Ontology annotation, biological process: transmembrane transport. The transcript is spliced from 4 exons. NCBI's taxonomy places the organism in Eukaryota, Metazoa, Arthropoda, Insecta, Diptera, Culicidae. The coding region runs from base 286 to 2001 and encodes 571 amino acids. Gene Ontology annotation, molecular function: transmembrane transporter activity. The record is from RefSeq and is a predicted model, not a curated record.
AGAAAGUAUGACGAUACAUCGUGAGAUCAUUUCCUCGUUAAUAGUUUGCUUUGCGUAGUUGUUGUGCGAAGAAGAACUCGAUCAGUCGAGGCGCACUGUCUAGCGCGAGUUUUCGUUCUACUUGCUCCGACAGCAUAAUUUAACGAUAGAACCUAGCGUCCGAUUGAUGAAAUUCUAACAUAUGCAGGUGAUAAGACUAUAAGCUGAUAACAGCAGUGUAUUGUGAUGAGGCCGAACGAGCAGGUUGUCGACUGAAUAAGGUUUGAAAUUAAACAUCUCUUCGAAAUGGCGGCACCAGAUGAGGCAUUCGAUCGAAUCAUGGAAAGCGUGGGAGAUGAUGGACCUUUCCAGAAACGAUAUAAUUUGAUCUUCAAUGUCAUCGCGGUUAUUUUCUUCUCCAUGACGGUGGUGAAUGUGUUACUGAUUUUAACGGUACCAGACCACAACUGCUUGGCACCAGGAAUGGAUAUGUACAACAUAAGCAAUGCAGAACAGUGGAGGAACUUAACUUUGCCUAGAGAGGUAAACAGCCGUGGAGAGCCAAGUUAUAGUUCAUGUACAAUGUAUGACUUGUCGAAGUAUCCGGUUGGCACCAAAGCUGAAGAGUUGAUUUUUGAAUCGAACGAAACAACAUCGUGUAUUCAUGGAUAUGAGUAUGAUAAGGAGUAUUUCGAUAGCAUUCCCAUCACCGAAGAGGAUUGGGUUUGUGACAAGGAGUUGUACGCUACGAAUACGUUCGCUUUUAUCCGAGUUGCUGAAGUGAGUGGAACUUUUGUGCUUGGACAGCUAGGUGAUCGGAUAGGCCGUCUCCCGGUAUAUCUCAUAAGCAUUAUGACGACGACAAUAGGCCGGACAUUGGCCGUGUUUGCAGCACCUCAUUACUGGAUUUUCGCUGGGCUUGCAUUUCUUGGGAGUUUUUCCUCGAAUACCUCGUUCCAAUCACCGCUCAUUGUAGCGAUGGAGAUUUCGAAAGAUGAAAAUCGAGCCGCCCUCUCGAUGUGGCAGCUGUUUGGAUGGACAAUUGGAGUCUGUAUUGCUCCGUUAAUUCUCUGGUGGUGUCGCAACUGGGUUUGGUUCAUGCUGAUUACUUCGAUUCCCUGCUUGCUUUUCUAUUGUUUGCCUCAUUAUAACAUCGAGUCGCCCCGCUGGUUAGCUGGUCAAGGUCGCUAUCGGGAUUGUAUUCGCGAGUUAGCGAAAAUUGCCAAAGUGAAUGGUAAACGAUUUCUUCUGACCGAAGAAGAUCUUAGAAAACAGAUUCCGGAGAAGAAAGUCGAACAAACUUAUGGUAUGGCUUCGCUCUUCAGUGGACUACACAUGGCAAAAUUAACCUGCCUGUUGAUAAUAAGCUGGAUUUGUAAUACCAUUCCGUCGUUUACAUUAUUUUUGCUAAGUAUGCAAAUGGGAGGAAACCCAUUCCUCAACUUCUUCUGGCAGGGUGCCAUCGAGUUGCCGGCAUAUUUCUGUGGUCAGCUGUUGUGCAAUCGGAUAGGACGACGGUUCACAAGUGGAGGAGCCUUCCUUGGAGUUACGCUUUCUUGUGUUCCCGUCGUGUUCAUCAUCCAUCACCCCGGAACUGAGUUGUACGCUACGAUAUUCGCCGUGAUUAUCAAGUUCUUCACUUGUAUCACUUAUUUUGGACUAUCCUUGUUGUCAUUCGAGGUCUACCCCACUUCCUUGCGGCAAACAGGCGUAUCAUUUGGGGUUAUCAUCGCUAACGUGUUCGGAGCUGCUGGUCCGUAUAUAGUUUAUCUUGGCACCGCCUUCGACAUUCGGCUUCCGUUCGUCGCAAUGGGGAUAAUAGCUAUGGUUGGGCUUGCUGCAUCUAUGUGUCUGCCGGAAACACUACACCAGAAACUACCAGAUACGAUGGAAGAUGGCCGGCGGUUUGGUAAAGAUCAGCUCUUUUGGAGUUUGCCCCAGAAGAGCGACCGACUGCAGGCUCGUGAAACGGAGAGACUCAACUGCGGUAAAGUGGUAACGGAAUUUCGAAUAGAUCAAUAGCUUGAACGAGAUGAUAUGCAGCAGGCAAUACAGGGAAAUUUAUGUUAGAACUAUCAUCUCGAAUUGAUAAAAACUGGGUAUAAAGGGGAUUAAAUGUUAGGGGCUAUGUAAAACUUUAUCAGUCCACCGUUUAUGUAUAGAGAUUAAUAAAACGUAUAUCCAAUGAGAUUGAGAAAUUUUAUAGAACUAGCUCCUAUCGUGAUUUUAUUGACUAUGCAUUCCUGUUGACUAUUAAUUUAAAUUUCGUGUCACAUGUGUCACCGUAAACAUGGGUCAUACUUCUUUUUAAUUUUUCACGGAAUAUACUCAGGGCAAUGAAAAAAGCACUAGGGUAAAUGAUCUUGAUUUUUCCGAUUUAGGGUGUUUUCACGUACCUAAUAAAUGCAAAUCGGUUUUUCUUCAUGAAAACCACAUAUAAUCAAUACGAGUUUGGGUUUGUUCAAAACCCCCAAAUUUCUAGUUGCUAAUACUAAUACUGAGGCGUUGAAAAUAUUCAAAUUUCUAGGUUUUUAACGAUUUUCCUCAAAGAGAAAUUAUGAUCAUGGUUUGUCCAUCUCUGAUUAUGGUUUGUCCAAAAAAUGAUCAUGGUUUGUCCGAUUUUAGAAAUCACCAUUUUUGAAUGAAAAAGUUCGAAUUUUCAAGUCGAUUUUGCAUUUUUCAUUGCCUGAGUUUACAGUGAUCAUAUUGAUCCAUUCAUAAUUUAGGCUUUCUCCAGAAUAUUGCCUUUUCUUGGGCAUUUUAAAAGUGUUCACCUCAACACACUCAACACAGAGAAACUUUGUUUCUGCUAUGCGCGAAGGGCACCAUAAACAAAACAAACAAACUGCAGCGCGCCUAGCGGUUGCCAUAGAAAUCAUGUGGAUAAAACAACAUUAGUGAAUCGGACAACUCUUGAUCAGAAUUGAAUUCAUCUAAAUGCGUUUAUUACAUGGUUUAGCUAUGUAAAUCUGAUACAAAUGGUUUGCAAGCAUGAUGUUUACAAUAUUUGUAAGUGUUAUAAUCCAGAAAAGGUCUGAUUGAUUAAUAGUUAGUUCGAGUGAGGAGCGCAUUGACACCAAUAGAAGGUUGAUUUUAUAAUAUUUUAAAACAUCUGAAUCCGUAAAAAUAUACUAUAAAACGACUGUCAAUCAUGAUAAAGACAAUUUCAUUUAUAUGUUGUGAAACAUUUGAAUACAUGAAUUAGAGCAUUCAAAAAAGUGGACAAACCAUGAUCAUAUUUUCGAUUGGACAAACUAAAAUCAUUUACCUUAUAUGUAUUUCUUGAAAAUUUCUUCCAAUUGAAUAUAUAACAAGGUGCAGUCUAAAGAAGACAGUAGCCGUUGUGCGAGGUUACUUUUGCAGCUGUUUUUUUUUCUUCAAGAUAAAGUUCAAGAUAAAGUUGGUUAUACGAGGGUCGUUCAAAAAAUAAGUUUCAGUGCCUCAGAAAUCACGGAAAAAUAUAGUUAAGACAAAAAACGAGGUGAUUUUCGUAAUCUACGUUUUAUUUUCUAUUUUUCUACAUAAUCGCCGUAACGUUCGAUACAUUUUUCAUAGCGUGGCACGAGUUAUCGAAUCGUUGAUCGCCGAACGCCUAUUUCAUCACCGUACUAUUGUGAAGUUUUGGACCGAUGAGGAACAAAGAGUCGGGUUUAUUGACGAAAGGAGUGUUCCUCAUCCACAAUAAUGCGCGGCCCCAUUCUGCUCGCGUAACUCAGGAGCAAUUGAAAAAUUCAAAUGGACUGUGUUCGAGCAUCCUCCUUACUCCCCAGAACUCGCCCUAGCGACUAUCACUUAUUCCCGGUGAUGAAACAGGCGUUCGGCGAUCAACGAUUUGAUAACACUGAAGAAAUUCGUGACGCAGUUAGAAUAGAAAAACUCGUGCCAAGCUAUGAAAAAUGCAUCGAACGUUACGGCGAUUAUGUAGAAAAAUAGAAAAUAAAGGGUAGAUUACGAAAAUCACCUUGUUUUUUGUCCACACUUUAUUUUUCCGCGAUUUUUAAGGCACUGAAACUUAUUUUUUGAACGACCCUCGUAGAAACGAACUUUUACGAUCAGCACGAAGAGAUUUUUUUCGUUUGAAGAUGUCUGCCAUUUUACCCUUUCCCAUCGCUGUGAAAAAUUCCUGUCCUGGAACCUGCUUGAAGUCCGAUUUCGUCAACUUCUCAAUUUAAAUGAACAAACUUUAUUAAGAUACAGUAAUCAUUCGAUUGUGCUCCCGUGGCCGAGUGGUUAGCGUCAUAACUAACAUGCCGGGUGUUCGGGUUCGAUUCCCGUUCUGGUCGGGGGAAUUUUUCGUCAAAGAAAUUUCCUCCGACUUGCACUGUGAUCACGAGUAUUCUAGAGCUUGCCACUCAGAAUGCAUUCAAGGCGUGUUAUUUGGCAUAGAAAUCUCAACUAAGUACUAAUAAAAAUGACGCAAGUAAUACUACGUUGAGACGGUGAAGUUCCUCUAGGAACGUUAGUGCCAUUGAAGAAGAAGAAGAAUCAUUCGAUAACUGGGCGGGAAGGGAAGACAUUCACUUUUUAACUGGAACGGUAUGUAAAACAAAUAAAAUCGAGGAGAAGAUCAUGAAAUUGGAUAAACAAAAGGUUUCCACUGAAUGUUUUGCAUUGAGUGCGACAACAAGUAUGAUAUAUAAUUUUGGGGAAAUUUUUUUUCUGUAAGUUUAUCAAUGUUUUGUCAUGCGAAAAUAAUUUUUAUUUUUAUAACAUCUCAAAUUACAUUCCAAUGUCUCUCACAGCAAAUCUUCAAAUUGAAAAUGGUGUCAAUUGUUUACGAAAUUCUGCUUUUUAACUGGUCCAAAGACCACCUCCACUGUGUAUUUUUAUCUACUUUCUUACUACUUACUUUUGUAACUCUCCAACUAGGAGUAGGAGUGGGAGGAGACUCUGUAGGUCGAGCAGUGUUUCGUCCCAAACCCUAUUGGGACCGAUAACACAGUCAGUAAGUUGGAACGCACAAUGACAAAACACGAGUCCACAAGUCAGAACUCUUCGUGGGUAGAUUUCCCAAUUCCGUGGGGAUUACUUGAGGUUUCUCUGUUGACCAGUAAUUCUGUCGAUUGUCUCUCUUCAGGGCCUUUCCCUGUGCGUCCAUAUGAAACGUCCCCUGGCGAGCCUAUAGGGAGGAGCCAAGACAUAAAGGCCCGUUGGUCGGUUCUGACCAACAAGUAUCAUUAGUACAUGUGAUGUCAGCAUUUCAUUUUAUCGACCAUUAUAUAAUAUCUAGACCAGUUUACUACCGCGUACUUCUAUUCUUGGGGACAGUCGAGGACAGAAAGAACUAGCACAGUUUAAACCGAGAAUAAAUAAGUGGCUGUCCACAUAGCACGAUAUUAGACACCCCCUCCCCCUCCGUGAACAAACGUGGACAUUAUCUAUACCCCUCCCCCAGUAGUGCACGUAGACAUUUCACCAUUUAAAAAAAAAAUCGGAAAAUAAUUGAAUUGCGCUUAAAUUUCUAUUUCAGUUGAGUUUCUAUUUUCUAUAGAUGGUUUGAUAUUGAUAAACAUGUUAAAUCUAUAAAUAGCAGCGGGUUGUUCUUAAUUCUUUGAUUUGUUCCCCAUCAUUUCCCGUGAAGUUAUUUGUAUGACUAACUGUUUUUUUUUUCUAAAUUCCAUUCACGAUGUUGUUACGUUAUAUUACGUUAUUUAUUCUUAAUUUUUUUAGACUUUCAGUUAUCCUCUCCUCUUCUGAGACUCCUGGGCUGGCAAAAACGACCCGCGAUCCGUGAAGUGUGUUUACAAUGAACUAAUUACCAACAUGAAUUGAUUUUACAUACAUAUACGAA